This is a messenger RNA of Fusarium keratoplasticum, 1473 nucleotides long. RefSeq names its product Acetyl-CoA C-acetyltransferase. Gene Ontology annotation, cellular component: membrane. Bases 1 to 1473 code for a protein of 490 amino acids. Gene Ontology annotation, molecular function: transmembrane transporter activity. The transcript is spliced from 4 exons. The record is from RefSeq and is a predicted model, not a curated record. NCBI's taxonomy places the organism in Eukaryota, Fungi, Ascomycota, Sordariomycetes, Hypocreales, Nectriaceae. Gene Ontology annotation, biological process: transmembrane transport.
AUGAGAGACUCUACUACCCACGAAGAUGCUUCGGCGGUUGGAAAACCUUCGCUCGAUGCCGUGGAGGACAUCACCGAACUUGAACCCGUCACGCUUGAUAGCGAGACUAACAAGCGCAUUGUCCGCAAGAUCGACUGGAAGCUGAUGCCCAUUCUCUGCAUCACUUAUGCCCUCCAAUACUAUGAUAAAGCCGUCAUCUCACAGGCUGCCAUCUUCGGCUUGCGUUCCGAUCUCGGGUUGGAGUCUGGCCUACGCUAUUCCUGGGUUAUGCUCAUCUUCUUUUUCGGCCACAUGGUGGGCAUGUAUCCCUGCUCGUUGCUCGCCCAGCGUUUCCGUCCUCGGCGAGUCUGUAGCACGCUCAACAUCAUUUGGGCCAUGAUCGUGCUCACAACCCCCGCGUGCAAAUCAUACUCUGGAAUCCUCGCCAACCGCUUCUUCCUCGGCCUAGUCGAGAGCGGCAUCAGUCCCAUCUUGAUGUUGGUUGUUGGACUCUGGUAUACACACGAGGAGCAGCAGUUGCGUAGCUCGUGGUGGUAUUCCUUCAGCGGCGGGAGUCUGCUGGUCAGCCCCUUGGUCAACUUUGGCCUCGCUCACAUCACGGGAGGCGGUUUGGCACCUUGGCAGUACAUGUUUCUGGUCGCUGGUGCUGUGACCCUCGCGUGGGGAGUGUCGCUCAUCUGGAUCUUCCCAGAGACGCCCCAAGAGGCCAAGGGGUGGACCCCGGAGGAGAAGAGACUGCUCCUGGAGCGGAGUCGACGUGAUAACUCGGGCACAGAAAACACCCGCUUCAAGGGCUAUCAAGUGCGAGAAGCCCUCUUGGACUAUCAGCUCUGGUGUCUCGCCGCCAUCGGGUUGCUUUCCAACACAGGAGCCGCUGCCCUGACCACGUUUGCGUCCAUCAUGUUUUCCGGCAUGGGCUUCUCCCCACGUGUUUCUCUUUUGCUUAACAUUCCUCUCGGUGCCAUGGCCUUCCUCUCUGUUCUUGGUGCAGGCUAUCUUGGGACGACGCGGUUAGGAAGACUACGCACCUCGGCUCUCGCCUGUCUGCCUGUGAUUCUGGGAUGUAGUUUGGUGUGGAAGCUCCCGUCAUCCAAGCCGGCGGGACGUAUCUUCGGCCUUUACCUCAUCUCCUUCUUCUCCGGUUGCUGGCUACAGGCCAUCUCACUGGGCACAUCAAACGUGGCAGGAUACUCCAAGAAGGGAGCCUACGCGGCAGGCAUCUGGAUUGGGUACUGCUUUGGCAACAUUAUCGGGCCAUUGCUUUUCGACGCGAAAUACGCGCCACGAUAUGAUGAGAGCUUCACUGGCGUGCUCAUCUGCUUCGCCACCCUUUGUGUUAUAUCACUUGGACUGAGGUUCCUCCUUGCGAGGCGGAACGCGGGUCGCGAUGCCAAGUACGGUGCGCCCGAGUUCCAACAUGGUCUGGACGACAUCACGGACAAGGAGAACAAGUCAUUCCGAUGGACACUGUGA